Molecule: messenger RNA, 795 nt
Organism: Entrophospora candida
Lineage: Eukaryota; Fungi; Glomeromycota; Glomeromycetes; Entrophosporales; Entrophosporaceae
Source: the annotation of a GenBank genome assembly
AUGAUUUUUAUAAAAGGAACAUAUGGUGUUGUUUAUAGAGGGAAAGAAAUAGCAACAGGGAAAGUCGUAGCACUAAAACAAAUUAGACUUGAUGAUGAAGUAGAAGGAAUUCCAUCAACAUCAUUAAGAGAGAUUUCUUUAUUAAAAGAAGCCAGUAGGCAUGAAAAUAUGGUGAAAUUAUUAGAUAUCGUAAGUCAAGAAAGAAAAAUGUUAUUAGUAUUUGAAUAUCUUACUAAAGAUUUGAAAAAGUAUAUCAAAGAACAUAGAUCAGUCAAAGCAGAAAUAGAUAAGCGUACAAUUAAGAAAUUUAUGUAUCAAUUAAUUAAUGGAACAUUAUAUUUACAUACAUGUCGAAUUUUUCAUCGAGAUUUAAAACCACAUAAUUUAUUAAUUAGCGCAGAUGGGAAUUUAAAGAUAGCAGAUUUUGGUUUAGCAAGAGCAACCAGUGUUCCGGUUAAGCCUUUUACACAUGAAGUGAUAACAUUGUAUUAUAGAGCGCCUGAAAUCUUACUUGGAUCAAGCUAUUAUGCAUAUCAAGUAGAUAUAUGGAGCAUUGGAUGUAUUUUUGCUGAAAUGUCUAAUUUGUUUCCAUUAUUUCCUGGUGACUCUGAGAUUGAUCAACUUUACAGAAUUUUCAGUGUUCUCGGUACUCCAAAUAAAAUUAUUUGGCCAGAAGUCAUUUGUUUUCAAGAUUAUCAAACAGAGUUUCCACAAUGGAACCCACAACCUCUUAAUAAAUAUGUUCCAAAAAUGGAUAUACAUGCUAUUGACUUGCUUCAUAUCAACCCUUACUAG